AUGCAGGUCCCCAGCCCCAGCGUGCGCGAGGCCGCCUCCAUGUACGGCACGGCGGUGGCCGUCUUCCUGGUCAUCCUGGUGGCCGCCCUGCAGGGCUCGGCGCCCCGUGAGAGCCCUUUCCCCUACCACGUCCCCCUGGACCCCGAGGGGGCCCUGGAGCUUUCCUGGAACGUCAGCUAUGAGCAGGAGACGGUCCACUUCCAGCUCCUGGUGCGCGAGCUCAAGGCCGGGGUCCUGUUUGGGAUGUCGGACCGCGGCCAGCUGGAGGACGCGGACCUCGUUGUGCUCUGGACCAACGGGAACAGGGCCUACUUUGGGGACGCCUGGAGUGACCAGAAGGGACAGAUUCACCUGGACGCCCAGCAGGACUACCAGCUGCUGCAGGCACAGAGGACCCCCCAGGGCCUGUCCCUGCUCUUUAAGAGGCCCUUCAGCACCUGUGACCCACAGGAUUACCUCAUCGAGGACGGCACCGUCCACCUGGUGUACGGGGUCCUGGAGCAGCCGUUCUCGUCGCUGGAGGCCAUCAACACCUCGGGCCUGCAGACGGGGCUGCAGAGGGUGCAGCUGCUGAAGCCCAACAUCUCCACCCCGGAGCUGCCCGCGGACGUGCUCACCAUGGAGAUCCGAGCCCCCAACGUUGUGAUCCCCGGCCAGGAGACCACCUACUGGUGCUACAUGACCGAGCUCCCCGAAGGCUUCUCCAGGCACCACAUCGUCAUGUACGAGGCCGUCAUCACCAAGGGCAACGAGGCCCUGGUGCACCACAUGGAGGUGUUCCAGUGCGCGGCCGAGUACGAGAGCUUCCCCCGCUUCAACGGGCCCUGCGACUCCAAGAUGAAGCCCAGUCGCCUCAACUACUGUCGCCACGUGCUGGCCGCCUGGGCCCUGGGGGCCAAGGCCUUUUACUACCCAAAAGAAGCUGGUCUUGCCUUCGGCGGCCCCGGGUCCUCCAGGUUCCUCCGCCUGGAAGUUCACUACCACAACCCGCUGAAGACACAAGACCGGCGGGACUCCUCGGGCAUCCGACUGUACUACACAGCCACCCUCCGGCACUUCGACGCGGGGAUCAUGGAGCUGGGCCUGGUGUACACGCCCGUGAUGGCCAUUCCCCCGCAGGAGACGGCCUUCGUCCUCACGGGCUACUGCACCGACAAGUGCACCCAGCUGGCCCUGCCUCCGUCUGGGAUCCACAUCUUCGCCUCGCAGCUCCACACGCACCUGACCGGGAGGAAGGUUGUCACCGUGCUGGCCCGGGCCGGCCGCGAGAUGACCAUCGUGAACAGGGACAACCACUACAGCCCUCACUUCCAGGAGAUCCGCAUGUUGAAGAAGGUCGUGUCCGUCCACCAGGGGGACGUGCUCAUCACUUCCUGUACAUACAACACCGAAGACAGGACGCUGGCCACCGUGGGGGGCUUCGGCAUCCGGGAGGAGAUGUGCGUCAAUUACGUGCACUACUACCCCCAGACGCAGCUGGAGCUCUGCAAGAGUGCGGUGGACCCCGGCUUCCUGCAGAAGUACUUCCACCUCAUGAACAGGUUCGGCAAUGAGGACGUCUGCACCUGCCCGCAGGCCUCUGUCCCUGAGCAGUUCGCCGCUGUCCCCUGGAACUUCUUCAAUCGGGCCGUGCUCCGGGCCCUGUACGGCUCCGCCCCCAUCUCCAUGCACUGCAACAAGUCCUCCGCCCUGCGCUUCCAGGGUGAGUGGGACCUACAACCCCUGCCAGAGAUCGUCUCCCAGCUGGAAGAACCCGCCCCUCGGUGCCCAGCCCGCCCGGCUCGGAGCCCCGCCGGCCCCACUGUGGUCAGCAUUGGUGGGGGCAAAAGUUGA
Messenger RNA from Molossus molossus (Pallas's mastiff bat), 1833 nucleotides. RefSeq names its product dopamine beta-hydroxylase (gene DBH). The record is from RefSeq and is a predicted model, not a curated record. Gene Ontology annotation, molecular function: copper ion binding; dopamine beta-monooxygenase activity. Gene Ontology annotation, cellular component: secretory granule membrane. The transcript has 12 exons. Bases 1 to 1833 code for a protein of 610 amino acids. Gene Ontology annotation, biological process: norepinephrine biosynthetic process; dopamine catabolic process; octopamine biosynthetic process. NCBI's taxonomy places the organism in Eukaryota, Metazoa, Chordata, Mammalia, Chiroptera, Molossidae.